Clarias gariepinus (North African catfish) is the source of this 2041-nucleotide messenger RNA. It is a transcript of the gene stip1, whose product is annotated as stress-induced phosphoprotein 1. The coding region runs from base 74 to 1702 and encodes 542 amino acids. The record is from RefSeq and is a predicted model, not a curated record. Lineage: Eukaryota; Metazoa; Chordata; Actinopteri; Siluriformes; Clariidae. Gene Ontology annotation, molecular function: Hsp90 protein binding. The transcript is spliced from 14 exons.
GCUGAAUAUUAUAAGAGGGCGGGACUUCAGCACUGUCGUCUCACAGUAGUUUCUGGAACCUCAUGGUUGCAGUAUGGAGAAAGUAUCUCAGCUGAAAGACCAGGGUAAUAAGGCGCUGAGCGCAGGGAAGAUCGAUGAAGCAGUGCGAUGCUACACCGAGGCUGUGGCGUUGGACCCAAACAACCAUGUCCUCUUCAGCAACCGAUCUGCUGCAUACGCCAAGAAGGGCGACUAUGAGAACGCCCUGCAGGACGCGUGCCAGACCAUUAAAAUUAAGCCAGACUGGGGCAAGGGUUACUCGAGAAAAGCUGCAGCCUUGGAGUUCCUGGAAAAGUUUGAGGAUGCCAAAUUAACCUAUCAGGAGGGUCUCCGGCAAGAGCCGUCCAACCAGCAGCUCAAAGACGGCCUUCAGAACAUUGAGGCACGACUAGCAGAGAAAAAGAUGAUGAACCCCUUUGCCAUCCCUAACUUGUAUGAAAAGUUAGAAGCGGACUCCCGAACCCGAGCCCUUCUGUCUGACCCCAGCUACAGAGAGCUGCUCGAACAGCUCCGCCAGAAACCGUCUGAACUCGGCACAAAGUUGCAGGACCCUCGGGUGAUGACCACUCUUUCAGUGCUCCUUGGCUUUGACCUGGCUGGCAUGGAUGAAGAUGAGGAGCCUGCUCCACCCCCUCCACCUAAGCCAAAAGAGACAGCUCCACCCCCUCCCAAAGAAGAAGAUCUACCAGAGAAUAAGAAAUUGGCAUUGAAGGAGAAGGAACUCGGCAAUGCAGCAUACAAAAAGAAGGACUUCGAGACUGCACUCAAGCAUUAUGAGGAGGCGUGCAAACACGACCCCACCAAUAUGUCUUAUCUAUCCAAUCAGGCUGCUGUGUUUUUCGAGAAGGGAGAGUUUGACAAGUGUCGUGAGUACUGCGAGAAAGCCAUUGAGGUGGGACGAGAAAAUCGUGAAGACUACAGGCAAAUUGCCAAGGCCUACGCCAGGAUUGGGAACUCUUACUUCAAACAAGAGCAGUAUAAGGAGUCCAUUCAGUUUUUUAACAAAAGUCUGACAGAGCAUCGAACCCCUGAGGUGCUGAAGAAGUGCCAGCAGGCGGAAAAGAUAGUAAAGGAGCAGGAGAAACUGGCAUACAUCAACCCGGAGCUGGCACUGGAGGAGAAGAACAAGGGAAAUGAGGCUUUUCAAAAAGGUGACUACCCCCUUGCCAUGAAGCACUACACUGAGGCCAUAAAAAGAAACCCUAAUGAUGCCAAGCUCUUCAGCAACAGGGCAGCCUGCUACACCAAAUUACUGGAGUUUCAGCUGGCCUUAAAGGAUUGUGAGGACUGCAUCAGACUGGAGCCCACCUUCAUUAAAGGAUACACACGUAAAGCAGCAGCACUGGAGGCAAUGAAGGACUUCUCCAAAGCCAUGGAUGCCUAUCAGAAAGCUUUGGAGCUGGAUGCCAACUCUAAGGAAGCCACUGAGGGGAUUCAGCGCUGCAUGGUAAGUCAGACCAUGAGGAACGAUAGCCCUGAGGAUGUGAAGAGGCGGGCCAUGGCUGAUCCAGAAGUGCAGCAGAUAAUGAGUGACCCUGCCAUGCGCAUGAUCCUGGAACAAAUGCAGAAAGACCCACAAGCUCUCAGCGACCACCUGAAGAACCCAGUUAUCGCUCAGAAGAUUCAGAAACUUAUAGAUGUCGGACUCAUAGCCAUCCGGUGAUUUUAUUGAGAGCAAAGGAGUACCAGGACUACCACCAUCCAGAUGAACACCACCACAAGACCUCAGAGGAAAGAAGACUCCAUUCCAAAAGAAAGAAAGGAUUUUUUUUUUGCGCUCACCAAAUUGUACAAUCACUCUCAUUGUCAAACAUUUUUAAGAGUAAUGCCUUAUGUUUUACAUUACAUUUAAUGGAAAACUAACAUGCUAUGCUGCAUUUGCUUCUUAGCACUCCAAUACCUGCAAUAGCUUUUAAUCACCAAGUCUCAUUUGUCUCAGAAUGGCAUAUUUUAAUAACCUUUAUAGAUUCAGUAUAAAACGGUGCAACCAUUCUGAGAUUCA